AUGUCGGUGGCUGUGCCAUUUUUCACUGUGGCUGUGUGCCCCCCCUCUCUCUCAGACUGGCAGAUUGCCACGCUGGUCCUGUUGCUGGGUGGUGCAGCCCUCAUCCUGUUCUCCUUCCUGGUGGCCCUGGUGUCAGUGUGUGUCGGUUCCAGGAGCCACUGCUACAGACCCAUCGCUGUCAUGCUGUUUGCUGCAGGUACAGUAUUGAAUCUUCCUUAUUCUCUUAUUUUCUUUUCAUUUCAUGUGCUCCAUUUCUCUCCUUCACUCACAUCCUCCUCUCUCCCUAACAGUGGUGCUCCAGGUCUGCGGUUUGAUCCUCUACCCCAUUAAGUUCAUUGAGACGGUCAGCCUGAGGAUAUACCACGAGUUCAACUGGGGCUAUGGCCUCGCCUGGGGGGCCACCAUCUUCUCUUUUGGAGGGGCCAUUCUCUACUGCCUCAACCCCAAGGACUAUGACGACUACUACUAA
This is a messenger RNA of Coregonus sp. 'balchen', 469 nucleotides long. NCBI's taxonomy places the organism in Eukaryota, Metazoa, Chordata, Actinopteri, Salmoniformes, Salmonidae. The record is from the annotation of a GenBank genome assembly.